CACGAACACGAUCAACACUUCUUUGCCCUGAUCUCGUUGUUGGGAGCAGCUGAGAUCGCGUAGCUGCAGAAAUGGCGGCCGACCCUUCGUCGUCUUCGACGGGCCAGCACGCGGAUGACUUCCACGCGGCCCCGCCCGAGGACGCGAGGCAGACGGCGAUGAGCGGGCCGCUCAGCGUCCGUGGCGAGCGGAGGCCACCGCCGAUGCAGCGCGCCUUCAGCCGGCAGGUCUCUCUCGGCAGCGGCGUGACGGUGCUGGGCAUGGACAGAGGGGGCAGGAACGGUGGAGGUAGGGGCCAGCGCGCCCUCCCGCGCAGCGGCAGGAGCCUCGGGGUGCUCAACCACAGCGGCGCCCUUGGCGCGGCCGGCGGCGACGGCGCGGCGCGCCGGGGCGACUUCAGCAUGUUCCGCACCAAGUCGACGCUGAGCAAGCAGAACUCGCUGCUGCCGACUAGGAUCAGGGAGUCCGACCUCGAACUGCCGACUCACGUCGAGGACCAGUCCGUCGGCAGGCCGGCGGAGGACCCGCUCAACAAGAGCGUCCCCGCCGGCCGCUACUUCGCCGCGCUCCGCGGCCCCGAGCUCGACGAAGUCCGCGAUUACGAGGACAUCCUGCUGCCCAAGGAUGAGGUGUGGCCGUUCCUGCUGCGGUUUCCGAUCGGCUGCUUCGGUUUGUGCCUGGGCCUCGGCAGCCAGGCCAUCCUCUGGGGCUCGCUGGCGGCGAGCCCGGCGAUGCGCUUCCUGCACGUGACGCCCAUGAUCAACGUCGCGCUCUGGCUGCUCGCCGUCGCCGUGCUCGUCGCGACGUCCGUCACCUACGCGCUCAAGUGCGUCUUCUACUUCGAGGCCAUCCGGCGCGAGUACUUCCAUCCGGUCCGCGUCAACUUCUUCUUCGCACCGUGGAUCGCGGCCAUGUUCGUCACCAUCGGCCUGCCCCGCGCCUACGCACCGGAGCGGCCGCACCCAGCCGUGUGGUGCGCCUUCGUCCUGCCGCUCUUCGCGCUCGAGCUCAAGAUCUACGGGCAAUGGCUCUCCGGCGGCAAGCGGCGGCUGUGCAAGGUGGCCAACCCGUCCUCCCACCUCUCGGUGGUGGGCAACUUCGUCGGGGCCAUCCUGGCGGCGAGGGUCGGGUGGGCGGAGGCCGGCAAGUUCCUCUGGGCCAUCGGGGUCGCGCACUACAUCGUCGUGUUCGUGACGCUGUACCAGCGGCUGCCCACCAACGAGACGCUGCCCAAGGAGCUGCACCCGGUGUACUCCAUGUUCAUCGCCACGCCGUCGGCCGCGAGCCUCGCCUGGGCCGCGAUCUACGGCAGCUUCGACGCCGUGGCGCGCACCUUCUUCUUCAUGGCCAUCUUCCUGUACCUGUCCCUCGUCGUGCGCAUCAACUUCUUCCGCGGGUUCCGGUUCUCCCUGGCGUGGUGGUCGUACACGUUUCCCAUGACGACGGCGUCGCUGGCCACUGUCAAGUACGCCGAGGCCGAGCCGUGCUUCGCGAGCAGGGCCCUCGCGCUGAGCCUCUCCCUCAUGUCGACGACGAUGGUGUCGCUGCUGCUCGUGUCGACGCUCCUGCACGCGUUCAUCUGGCGAUCGCUCUUCCCCAAUGACCUGGCCAUCGCGAUCACCAAGGACCGGCAGAACGGGGCCGUGAAGCCGAGCGGCAAAGGGAAGAGGACCAGCAAGAGGGUGCACGACAUCAAGCGAUGGGCCAAGCAGGCGCCGCUCUCCCUCGUGUCCUCCAUCACCAAGAGCAACUCGGCGGACAAGGAGGAAGAGGAGAAAACAGAAUAGGAGCAGUUAUUAUUAAAAAGACGCUCGUUACCAGGAGCUGGGAUCAUUAAGCCAUAAGGGAUGGUUUUUUCGCAAGUAUAGAAGUAAUGAUAUGUAAUAAUAGUAGUGAUGACAUAGCGAGGAUCUGUCUCUAGGAUUGCUAGAAAUACAAGCCACCAUAUAUACUAUUAUUUAGUA
Molecule: messenger RNA, 1964 nt
Organism: Panicum hallii
Lineage: Eukaryota; Viridiplantae; Streptophyta; Magnoliopsida; Poales; Poaceae
Product: guard cell S-type anion channel SLAC1
Exons: 3
Coding region: 72-1787 (571 amino acids)
Biological process (GO): stomatal closure; transmembrane transport; intracellular monoatomic ion homeostasis
Cellular component (GO): membrane
Molecular function (GO): voltage-gated monoatomic anion channel activity
Source: RefSeq, a predicted model, not a curated record